AUGGUUAGCACUUUCUGGAAGAUCGUUGUAGGAGCGUUGCUCCUGCCAGAUGCUCUGUCCGCCGCAACAGCAUUUCGCAUCGAGCCGCAUAACGCCGCCACCCACAUCCAUAGACGAGCCGACGUCCCAAACCCAUUCCAGAAGGGCUCCCCAUACAGCUACAAGCCCGACGGUAUUGAUCCGGACCUCAAGAUCCAGGCGUACGGUGUCUUCAGCACUGGCCACCAGGAUGCCAUCGUCCCAGUGGACAAGUUUGCGUAUGACCUGAACGCAGGCCGCAUGUACCUGCUCCACGCCCUGAAUCGAUGGGACGACGCGCCCGCACGAAAGCCACUCCACGAGUUGAUGAUGGGCGCCUGGGUCCACGAGGCCAAGCAGCCUCUUGAGGAGAUGAAGAGCGUCGAGUACAUACGCGUCAGUAGUGACGUCAUCGAAAAGGCCGUGAAUGCGGCCUACAAGAUAAUGGGGAGGAACCCCGAAGAGCCCGGGACGCUGGAGGUCUCCGAGAGCAUCAAUAAGGAGGCUUUCGCGAAGCUCAGGGACAUGAGCAACGGCAGUCCGUUCGGUCUGAAGUACAUGCUCGGGAAGUAUCUGCCCUCACGUAAGGUCCGCGCAUACCUCAUCACGACUCACGGGGACGAGGAAGUGAGCAAGGAGGCAGGGGCCUCCGAGGACGAGAGCUCCGACGACGCGACGUUGGGCGAUACCAAGAGGCCACUUGACCUUGCGGUGUUCUUCUAA
Molecule: messenger RNA, 741 nt
Organism: Anthostomella pinea
Lineage: Eukaryota; Fungi; Ascomycota; Sordariomycetes; Xylariales; Xylariaceae
Source: the annotation of a GenBank genome assembly